Molecule: messenger RNA, 2079 nt
Organism: Alternaria burnsii
Lineage: Eukaryota; Fungi; Ascomycota; Dothideomycetes; Pleosporales; Pleosporaceae
Exons: 2
Coding region: 1-2079 (692 amino acids)
Source: RefSeq, a predicted model, not a curated record
AUGGCCAAAAGAUGCAAGCGUGCGACGAAAGCCGCCAGUGUUGCAGCCCCUCGACCAGUGACAAGCCCAUACACAAGCCCCACUGUCACCUUGCACUUCGGUCCUACUCUCCAGGAAUACUAUCUGCCAGAUACCCUGCUGCAACAGCUGGAGAAAAUCCCCAGUCGUGAUCCAUGGACAGGCAAGAUUCACCUCGCAGAUGUGGACGCGAGCAUCGGUCACGUCCUGAUUCAUUUCCUGCACACGGGUGUUUAUCAGACUCUGAACGACGAAAGUAUCGGAAACACUAAAAACACACAGCAAGAUAUCGUCCUCAAUGAAUUUCAAACAGCUCUCCUUACCCUUGAGGUCGCUAAGAAGUACGGUGUGCCUGGUCUCCAGGACUUAGCGCAAGUCGAGCUGGAGCGACGAGGCGAGGAUAUGUGUUUACGCGAUGCUGUGCGCGUUAUUCGAGAGGAUCUCAUCGUGGGCCCUUCUGGAGAACACGCGUGGCUUCGAGACUACGUUUCGAUGAAAGUGCGGUCGGCCUUCAAACACGACCCCUCCGCAAUAUUGGCACCAGACUUCUUCGACAACAUCGAAAGCCCUACGUUGACGAAGCUGGUAGCUCAAAUCACCGUUGGUCUGUUAAGCGAAGAGAUAGACAAGUUGCGCAAAGAAAAGACUGCAACCGGUCGGAUCUCAGCACCUGAACACGACGAACUUCAAGGGCCGUGUUCGCCUGACAUAGCAGACUUACCUUCAAAGUGUGCCACUCAGGGUCCCAACGCAUGGCCCACGUCUGUACAGAAGUUUGGAGCUUUCGAUGACUCGUCAGCUGCCUGGGGUCCUCAUCGUCUGGCUCAGGACGGGAGUCGCGGUCAGGAGGCUGAUGCGCCUGCAGCCUUACCUUCAAGCAUCGAGGAAGACAGCCACGCGACCGAGAGAAUAGACGCAGAGUCAUGGGGAUUAGACGAAGACAAAGUUGAGACUCAGCACCUUCGAGUCGAGCAGGCAACCAUUGCGCAGUCUCAGGAGGGGGAUGAUGCCACCGCGAACUCUACCGUUACCAAAUACGAAGACGAUGGAGCCGAGGUUCAGCCGCUCAGGAGCAUCUGGGGUAGUCUUGGAAAGAAAAAAAAGAAGUCUAAGGCCAAUAUCAGCUAUCAGCCCGCUCCUGUGUCACCACCUAACAUCCAGGUCGAGGUUGAUCCAACACUAGUCGUUUCUGAUAUCGACACUAUUGCUCCAGAUGUACCCGGUGCACAAGAACGUCUAGAGACUGAGAGAGAUCCUUAUGCAGGACUCACUAAGUCACAAGUGAAGAAGUUGAAGGCCAGAUUAUACCAAGAGGCGAAGUCGAACGAAGAGGAAGAAGAGAAGCGCCAGAGAGAGGAAGAAGUGGCUGCCGAGAUCAGACAACAGGGAGAACAAGAGCAAGAAAGGAGACUCCUAGAAGAGGAAGAACAGAGGAUCCAGGAAGAGGAAGAAGCUGACUUGAGGAGGAUUGAGGAAGAGGAAGCUGCCGCCGCCGCCGCCGAAGCCGAAGCCGAAGCCGAGAUUUGCAAGAAGAGGGAAGAGCAGGAAACGCAGCCCAGGGAUGCGUUUCCUGCGGCUCCGCUUGAAAAAACGAAGAACAAGAAGAUUAAGCGAACAGAACAGAUGGGCUUAGAAGAUUGGGAAGCCAAUACCAAGAAGAUCGAGGGGGAGGACGUCACUGCUGCAGAUACCAGAGCGGAGACCUGUCCGACGAAGGACGACGAUCCUUGGGAUGAUUGGGGUCCUGCCGCUUCAAUUACUGAAAAGAAGAAGAAGUCUAGAAAACCAAAAGACUUGACCCUAGCAGAAGAUGAAGAGAACGAGCGAAUCCGUCAGGAAGAAGAAAACGCUGCUGUCGCUACUACUACAGCUGAUCUGAGCGCCGUCGGCUCGACGGGUGCUACAUUUGGUGACGAUGACUGUAAACUGCGUGUGGAGCAUCUAUCACAGAAUUGUGGGUGGCAGAACUGCGAACCAUGCGUACUUUACAUGCGGAAGAUUGCUAUGAAGCUUCACUCAAAAGGGCUACCGAUCGAAGAUGGGUUCAAUACGAUCAAUUGA